CGAAGCAGCUGUUUUAGGGUUUGAAAUUCCAACAUGGCAGUGGCUGUGGUCAGUGUUGCCUGCGCUAACUUGGAAUGGUUUUAAAUCGCAGGCAGGCUCGCUUAACCUACCGCACACUCAUUCAUCAGCAAGCUCCACCGUGGAUCGAUGUUGCUCUAACCCCAGAGGUCGACCUGUCGCACAUACAGCGAGACAUGAUCAGUAGCAACAGCGUCUAUGGCCUAAAGAUGCAGUGGACCCCAGAGCACGCGCAGUGGGCGGAGCAGCACUUUGACAUCACCUCCACCACGCGCUCGCCGGCCCACAAGGCCGAGGCUUACCGGGGUCACCUGCAGCGCGGCAGCAGCACAUACCAGUACGCCUGGGCCAACGACGACAUUUCUGCGCUCACCGCCUCCAACCUGCUCAAGAAGUACGCUGAGAAGUACUCAGGCAUCUUGGAGAUGCCCAGUGAGAGGGCCCUGCUGAACUCCUACUCCGAGGCCGGGAUGAAUGGCAGGAAGGGGGAGGGCGAGGCCUGGCAGGAGGGGGUCUACUGCGUCCCCGAGGGGAUGUCUAUGAGGAAAGGAGGGGUGGUGGCGGAGGUGGCUGGUAUGUGCAGCUCUCCGUCCCCGAGCCUGGCCUCCAGCGGCCUAACAGAGCCUGGUUACUCCAGCAGCAGCUGUGGUAGUCACACCGCCACGGCCCUCCACUCCUCUGCAGGCUCCUCUCAGGAAUACGGCCACAGCUACAGUGGCUCCUACCUGGGCUACAGCUCCCAGGUCACCACCUCCCCGCUGCACAGCUCCGGUCUCUUGCAGCCCCCUCCUCCGCCCCCACACCCCUCCCUGGUCCCGACCUACAAUGGGGGAUCCUCCAACCUCUCUGGCUACAAUUACCCCCAUGCCGGGUACCCCUCCCAGAGCGCUGUGGGGCCAGGCUACAGCCCCGGGGGAGCCCCCCCUCCAUCCUCCUACCUACCGUCAGGGAUCGCCGCUCCCACCCCCCUGCCCCCCUCCUCCACGCUCCCCGGGUACCCCUACCAGUCGCACAACCUCGGCCCCAUCGCGCCCACGCCUCUGAAUGGGAGCUCGUCCAACUCUCUGAAGAGAAAAGCCUUCUACAUGACAGGGCAAGGAGAGAUGGACUCCACUUAUGGAAAUUUUGUCUAUGGCCAGGCGCGCAGCUCCGCAGAGAGCCCCAUGUACAGGGUACCGGACAGCAGCAUCUCAAAUGCGGGCGGAGGGAACAGUUUUGACAGGAUCGCUGACAAGUCAUCUUUGCCGUUUAAUCCCCACAAGCAGCCCAUGGCCUCUGAGCAGUCUGCAGGCGGAGCACUCACCCCUCCGUCCUAUGCCUCCACCCUGGGUGGCUCGCGCUCGGCUGACUCCCUGGGCAGCUUCACCUCUCCCUCCCUAAGCGACCAAGGGGACGAGCACCGCGUGCACCUCUCCCACCUCUCCCUGACAGGGGCGACCUCAUCCUCCCGGCCCGCUGAGGAGCAGCUGAAGAGCAGUGACCCCCACCUCCUGGACAUGGUGACCUCUGAGAUCCUGCAGCAGGGACCCCCGGUGGACUGGAGUGACAUUGCAGGCCUGGAGCUGGCCAAGGCCACUCUGAAGGAGGAGGUUCUCUGGCCCAUGCUACGUCCGGACAUGUUCAGGGGCCUAGGUUCGGCCCCGAGGUGCAUUCUACUGUUUGGUCCCAGAGGGACGGGCCGAACGUUGCUGGGCCGCUGCAUGGCCAGCCAGCUGGGGGCGCCCUUCCUGCAGCUCAGAGGUUCCACCUUGGCCACCAAGUGGCUGGCAGAGGGUGACAAGAUCCUGCAGGCCUCCUUCCUGGUGGCGCGCUGCCGCCAGCCCUCAGUGCUGUUCAUCAGCGACGUGGACAUGCUGCUGUCGGCCCAGCUCAACAACGAGAGCCCCAUUCACCGGCUCAAGGCCGAGCUCCUAGCCCAGCUUGAUGCGUUGCUCCUGGGGCCGGCCGAUGACUCCAACAACCACGUCCUGGUGGUCUGCUCCACCAGCAAGCCCCAGGACAUGGACGAGGGGCUGCGACGGUACUUUGGACGGCGGGUCCUGGUGCCGCUGCCGGACGGUUCGUCCCGGCACCACAUGCUGAGCCAGCUGCUGUCCCAGUCCCAGCGCAAGUACUGCCUCAGUGAGGAGGAGCUGGUGCUGCUGGUCCAGCGCACCGAGGGCUUCUCCGGCCUGGACGUGGCAAGGCUGUGCCAGGAGGCCCUGGUGGGCAUGCUGCACACCUCCUCCCAAGGCCUGGACCUCUCGGUGAGCAUUAUGCCCACAGGCCAGAUGCGACCCCUCACCUACCAGGACUUUGACAGUGUUUUUUGCAAAUUCCAGCCCAGUAUAUCGCAGAAAGAGAUCGACACAUACACCGAGUGGAACAAAAUGUUUGGGUGCGGUCAGUGAACCUCGGGAGGGGGGGGUGUCCUCAAGAAAGGGGCGUUGGGAAUUCUUUGACCUGGCUGUGGUGCUAACCAGAGAGGAAGUCACACAAGAGGGGCGACGUAACCCCCCCACACAUGAGACCUGACACCAGAGGUGGAGAAACAUCAAGAGACUUAGUUGGAGUGAUACCUGAUGGUUUGGCAGGUAACGAGCAGAGAUUUCAUUAGGAUGCUUGACAUUGCUAAAGCCAGGCAUUGUUUACACAUUUUGAAGGGAUCAACUUGAGACAGAGGAGGACCCUGUGUGUAUAUAUAUAUAUAUACCUUUGUUGUUGUCCCCUAAAAUGUAGUUGGCUAACCAAGUGCCUGUAGUGGUGCUUUCUAAAUUCUAAUUUCUUUUUUAUGUACAAUGAUUUCGUUUGCCUCACAAUCUACAUUAAUGGCAUGUGCUGAUAUUAAGAGCUUUAAACUUCAACAGCGAGAUUAAAAUUAGAGUGGCGGUUGCCAAUGGAGAUGGUCAAUUUUUUUCUCCUGCCAUUUCACCAAGUAUCAACAGUAUUCCUCAGGGGGUGACAGUAAUCUGGACCCCCGAUCCAUACACUUCAUCUCUUUUGAUCCUCUGUCUGCAAAGAAAAACUCAGGAAAGUGUUUGUGAAUUGUACAGUACCUCAAUGACAUCACCACACAUAAGCACUAUGAUCCUCUGAGAGUAUUAAGACCAGGAUUUUUGUCAUUUAUAUCAUAUCUAGAGAAACAGUGUUAGGUUUACCUCGAACCUUCUAGGCAAGACGGUCAAGGAGAUGAAAAUGAAUGUAACCAGAUUUAGUUCUGGAACGACGGGACAAAUAAGUCAAUAUGGAGGUGCUUAAAGUGAAGAAUUUGGGGAUGUGUUCCGUUUCCAUUUGAAGUUUUUUCGAAAAUGCGAUGCCCUAGUGUGUUUUUCUGAUCCUGCCUUGUGUAUUGAUUGAAUCAAGAGCGUUGUUCACCUGGUGUUUUAAUGAGGUACUGAUGACCACGUAUAGUGGAUUAUAUUGUUGUCAACAACCCACAACUCUUUAGAUGGAACAGUGGACAUUUACAUUUACAUUUACAUUUAAGUCGUUUAGCAGACGCUCUUAUCCAGAGCGACUUACAAAUUGGUGCAUUCACCUUAUGUGGACUUCGGUUGCUAUUUCGUUAUCGCAGGAAGCCAUAGAACUGCUGUACUUGACGAUGAAGCAGACACCAAAUGAAAGAAAGCGAACGGUGCCGUGACACAGUUGUGUGACUCCGUAUAUUCCCAGGAUAAAUGCAACAUCAGGAUCACACAUACUUUCUGUUUCACCUUGGUUGGUUUUAACUCACCUAGGAGGCAGCAGAGCCUCCGACCCAAAUUGGCUAGUUGCUAAUGACUGCUCUAUGUCAGCCAGUUGAGUCAGUUUGAAUGAGAAAAGGCUGCCAUCUUUAUUCAUCACCGAGGUCAGAGGUUCAGCACCAGGGGCUCAAUUCCAAACCGGUUUUCUGUUCCUUACCAGAGGUCCUCAUUGGCUUAACCAGGUACAGAUCUGACAUGAUUGGAUUGUUCACAGCGGUAUGGCUGUAGAGCCACCUAGACCUCUGGAAUGCUCUGGGGAUUUUCGGUCAUAUUGCUAACACCUAUCCAGUUGUGUCAUAUCUGCAAGGAGACUCAACAAGGGCUUGCGGGUAGGAGCUAGAAAUUGUUUGAAGAUAUUUGGCCAAUCGCAUCUUCGUUGUACAGUAUGUGCACACAUUACCCCAAGAACAUGGUCAGGGUGAAUAUACUACUAAUUUGACACUCGUCCUGGCUCUUAAAGGCCCAGUACAGUCAAAAAUGUGAUUUUUCUGUUUUUUAUAUAUAUUUCCACACUAUGAGGUCGGAAUAAUACUGGGAAAUUGUGAAAAUUAUGAUAAUGUAAUUUUAGUGUAAGAGCUGUUUGAAAAGACUGCCUGAAAUUUCUGCCUGUUUUGGUGGGAUGGAGUUUUGGCCAUUCGUGGUGAUAUCACCAUGUGGUAAAUUAGUUAUUAGACCAAUAAGAAAGAGAGUACCAAACCUCUCUGCCAAUAACAGCACAUGUUCUGUUUUCCACUCCACACUCAGACCACUCCCAGGAUGUCCUAGCAAAAUUCUUGCUUGAGAAAUUGCCCUUUGCUGAGAGUUAUAUAUAUAUAUAUAUUAUUUUGUUUUACCAUUUUAAUUGAAAGCAAUCACAGUAAGGUACUUCAAUGUUACCCAGAAAUGAUUUGAUAUUGAGAUAAAAACAGCUGCAUUGCACCUUUAAGAAACGUCCAGUCAGUCUAGUGUGGUCAGUUCCAAAAGACCCACAGAACAGUGAUUCAUAGCUCAUUGUGUUGCAUUUGAAUGUAUUUAGUUUGCUCUUCUUUUGUUCUCUGUGCGUGACUGUUGCUAAGCACCACAAUGGCGAUGUUGAAGUACCGUAGGUGUAUUAUUAUUAUUGUACAGCAGCUGCACUAGAGCAUUCCUUUGUGUGUAUUUCUGUCUCGUCUUUAAUAAUCACGGGUUUGCAAUCCCCGAGCACUGAGAUUGCCAGUACCACGUUGCUUGCGUUUACGUUUUUGUCUGUUUUGUCAACUUGUGACCAGUGUAACGUUUUACCUCUUCCUUAGAUUGGUAUUCUUUCCCGUUCUGAUUUGCAUACCUUUUCCAUUUUAGCACUCAAAGGAAUUUAGAUGUAACUUGCUGUGGCUGCACAUUGCACUCGUCUACCACGACGUCUCGGAUAUUUAAGAUUGAACACUUCUCCAACUUCUCUCACCUCGGGUAGAUUAAAGGGUGGAUCCACGGAAGUAACACGACCGUAAUAUAACCACUUACAUGGCCUCUGAAACUUUGACUCAAAUGAUGCUUCACUCAUAUAAAAUAAUGGUAUGUGGGUGAAAUGUACAAUGUUUUAUUGAUAUACUACAAACAAACAAACCUUAAAACACAAAACAUCCAUGUUGAGGUCUCCGCUUUUGUUUACCUCUGGAGUUACUUAAGAAUUAGCUGGAUGCACUUUCACCUAACUUUAAUUCAUCGGAAUGUUCAAAUGUUUCACACACCUUACACGGUGUCAACAGACUAAUACACACAGCCUGAGUGUGCUGUAUGUGUAAAAGCUCAUCGCUAGAAGGCUUAUUCUCGAAAUAGAAAAUGUAGUCUCCUACAUUCUCCUUGACCCGCAGCCCAGGCGUGUGAAUCUCACUUCUCCAUUCACUCUCACUGAGGAGAGGAAAGGACACGCUGAGGUGUGUGUGUGUGUGUGUGUGUGUGUGUGUGUGUGUGUGUGUGUGUGUGUGUGUGUGUGUGUGUGUGUGUGUGUGUGUGUGUGUGUGUGUGUGUGUGUGUGUGUGUGUGUGUGUGUGUGUGUGUGUGUGUGUGUGUGACAGCGCGGCAACAGCACGUGGAAACUGCAGUGCAGUCUGUCAACAGCCUGACCAGAACGCGGUCUAUCCCAUAAUUCAGUCUGCCAUCUCUAAACUGGUGUACAUGAGAGCACAAAGAGCCCAUUCCUUCACAUAUACAGUACUUUCGACACAACCAAAUCACUUGAAUUGUACUUUCCAACCAAUCUUAUUUUCUUUGUUUUGUUGCUAUGUACUCGGCUUCAUUUUUGUCUUUGUACCAGAACUGGCAAGCAAUGUUAUUGGUGGUUUCUGUGUUUGUUUAUUUUUCCCUUUCUAUUCAAUCAUUUUAUUAUAGUGUUCUUUAAAACAUUUCUACCUCAUGGCUACAUAUUACACAUGUAGUAUUUCAUUUAUGUCUUUUGAAUGUCCUACAUUUGUUGAAAAAUCUAAACAAAAGAAAAAGGAAGUGGGUGGGGAGCAGGAAAUCACAGGUCCUUGAGCUUGAGUCUACCUCAGAGGCACUGAGCAGAGGAGAUGGUGGUACAGUCUAACGUGUGUCUGACAAAACUGGAUGCACACUCACUCAAGACACCGAGCGACAUAUAGACACACAACACCCGCAAGGAAACAUUUUUGGUGGACGGGAGAAAACUGUUGGACUUUGCAGGUCCUCUCCGAGGUUUCUCUUGAUGCAUCAACCAAUGCGUUGCUUUAAUCUUUGGUGAACUGUAGUUGUGUGAUUGUGUAUAUUACGUGGGCACACAUGAAUAUGAUUUGGUUUGUGUGGGAUUUUAUAUAUAAUUAGUAUAUAUAAAACACACUUGCACAAAACUUUAACUGAGUGUAACGUGUUUCUGUUGUACAUAUUUAUAUACAUAAAUACAUACAAAAUGCACCACAUACAUGUUUAUAUGUGUGAAUAUGUUGCCAUACUUGGAGUCGACUUAAAUGUAUUUUCAUGUAAUCUGUCUGAGGUACAAAAGACAACAACUGAUUCAUUAAAGAU
This is a messenger RNA of Oncorhynchus gorbuscha (pink salmon), 6737 nucleotides long. RefSeq names its product fidgetin-like. Gene Ontology annotation, molecular function: ATP hydrolysis activity; microtubule severing ATPase activity; ATP binding. The transcript has 3 exons. The record is from RefSeq and is a predicted model, not a curated record. The coding region runs from base 75 to 2408 and encodes 777 amino acids. NCBI's taxonomy places the organism in Eukaryota, Metazoa, Chordata, Actinopteri, Salmoniformes, Salmonidae.